GUCAGUAGCCUCUCUGCUCUCCUCCCUACUGUAACCUGUCUCUCAUGGAGGCAGAGCCCUGACACACACUAAGGAGCUGUGGAACGGUGUGGAGGAAAGAAAACAGGGCACCACAUCUGAUUGGAUGGUUUAGUCAGAAUGACAGCCGAAGAUCCCGCCUCCUCCUCUUCAGCCAUGAGUAAUAACCCAGCGCCUUCCGGUUCCAACCCCCCAGGCCCUUCCCAUCACUCCCCGCAUGGACCAAUCACAGUGCCCGAGGGUGUGUCCGGGGCCCACAACGAAGCAGCCCUAGUGUCUCUGAUGGAGCGUACGGGGUACGGCAUGGUGCAGGAGAACGGUCAGAGGAAAUACGGCCCCCCGCCGGGCUGGGAAUCCGCCUCCCCGCCACGCGGCUGUGAGAUCUUCGUGGGUAAGAUCCCCCGGGACGUCUACGAAGACGAGCUGGUCCCGGUGUUCGAGUCGGCGGGUCAGAUCUACGAGAUGCGUCUGAUGAUGGACUUUGAUGGGAAGAACCGCGGCUAUGCCUUCGUCAUGUACACACAGAAACACCAGGCUAAACGCGCCGUGCGGGAGCUCAACAACUAUGAGGUGCGUCCCGGACGCCUCCUAGGGGUCUGCUGCUCUGUGGACAACUGUCGCCUCUUCAUCGGGGGCAUCCCCAAAACCAAGAAGAGAGAGGAGAUCCUGGAGGAGGUGUCCAAGGUGACUGAGGGCGUCCUGGACGUCAUAGUGUACGCCAGCGCGGCGGACAAGAUGAAGAACCGGGGCUUUGCCUUCGUGGAGUAUGAGAGUCACCGUGCCGCGGCCAUGGCGCGCAGGAAGCUGAUGCCCGGCAGAAUCCAGCUGUGGGGGCACCAGAUCGCCGUGGACUGGGCGGAGCCGGAGAUAGACGUGGACGAGGACGUCAUGGAGACCGUGAAGAUUCUAUACGUCAGGAACCUGAUGAUGGAGACCAGCGAGGACACACUGAGACAGGUGUUUGGCCAGUGGAACCAGGGCUGCGUGGAACGUGUCAAGAAGAUCCGCGACUACGCCUUUGUCCACUUCUCGUCCCGUGACGAUGCCGUGGUUGCCAUGGACCACCUGAACGGGACGGAGGUGGAGGGGUCCUGUAUCGAGGUCACCCUGGCUAAGCCUGUCGACAAGGAGCAGUACACGCGUUACCAGAAGGCAUCUAAAGGGGGCGCUACAGCGGCCGCGGCCGUGGCAGCUCCGGAACCAGUCCAGCAGAACUACGUGUACCAGUGUGACCCCUACACCCUCACCUACUAUGGGUACCCUUACAACACGCUGAUCGGACCCAACAGGGACUACUUCAUCAAAGGAGGCCCAAUGAUACAGACCAAUGCAGGUGCUGUGCGAGGUCGUGGCCGAGCGACGGCAGGUAGCCGUGCCCCCGGCCCCCGGGGGUCAUACCUGGGUGGUUACUCUGCUGGGCGGGGUAUCUACAGCCGGUACCAUGAAGGCAAAGCCAAGGGCCCCGACAACAAGGCCUACGAGCUGGUACCGUCUAUGGAGCUGACUGCCUCAGUCAACCCGUUGGGUAUCAAGCCUUGCACAAUGGGCCUGCAGGCUCUAGGAGGCCAGUAACCGGUGUUCCAGGGAGCCAAGCUGAUGGAGGAAGGGAAGAUGCAUCACUCUGUGGAACACCUCAUUAACCCCCUGGCCCUGCAGCACGACCACACAGCCCAGAACACACAGACUGUUAUACCUGCUGUCUCCUCCCCUCCACCCUACCAGGGUCGUCCCAUCACACCAGUGUACACCAUGACCCACAACAUGCAGCGUAUCCCCACGGCCAGUGGUCUGUACGGAGCAGGCUAUAUGCCCAUCACCAACUACAACGCUGCUGCCCUGGCAGCCCUGCAGAAGAACGCAGCCGUGGCGGCUGCAGCCUACGGAGGGUACGCGGGUUACGCCGUGCCCCAGGCCUUCCCUGCCGCAGCAUUUCAGGUGCCCAUCCACGACGUCUACCAGACCUACUGACAACAUCUACCAGACCUACAGCUACCAGCUACCAGACCUACUGACAACAUCUACCAGACCUACUGACAACAUCUACCAGACCUACUGACAACAGCUACCAGACCUACUGACAACAUCUACCAGACCUACUGACAACAGCUACCAGACCUACUGACAACAUCUACCAGACCUACUGACAACAGAUACCAGCUACCAGACCUACUGACAACAGAUACCAGACCUACUGACAACAGCUACCAGCUACCAGCUGUCUGGUCCACAACGCCUGUUCAACCACCACUCAACGUUCAAACAACUUGUGUGUCAGGAACUACAGACGACCUACAGAAGACCUCAUCCCCACAUAUCACCUCCCCCCCCCGUUCAAAUAACGACACGUCAACUCAAUUUCUUCAACAGCAACGUCUACAAUGUCAAAAAAACUAACUAAAUGGACCCUUUAACACAAACUCUACUCUGCGUCGGUUCUUCAACGUCAGCCCAACAUCUAGGCUACGUUAUGACGUGCGCCAAACCUUCGACGUUUUAACAACGUCCUACUGACAGGUUCACAUUGGUCCUAGUGAAUACUGGACCAGACGUUCCCCCAACGUUCACACAACAUUCACACAAUAUAUUCUAUGAAUAGAAUAGAGCCUAUAUCGCUCAUAUUCAAAUCUGGAGAGUUCCUCUGCUUUGUUUCAUUGUUCCCCUCUAAUCAGGGCCUGGUUUAGACCUGGGUCACCAGUCAUUGUUCUCCUCUGAUCAGGGCCUGAUUUAGACCUGGGACACCAGUCAUUGUUCUCCUCUGAUCAGGGCCUGAUUUAGACCUGAGACACCAGGUGGGUUAUUCCCCUCUAAUCAGGGCCUGAUUUAGACCUGAGACACCAGUCAUUGUUCCCCUCUAAUCAGGGCCUGAUUUAGACCUGGGACACCAGUCAUUGUUCCCCUCUAAUCAGGGCCUGAUUUAGACCUGGGACACCAGUCAUUGUUACCCUCUAAUCAGGGCCUGAUUUAGACCUGGAACACCAGGUGGGUACCAUUAAUGACCAGGUAGAGGAGAAAAACAGCAUUAGUCCAGACCUGGUAGGUAUCCCAGGAAUCCCCAGGGUCUCUAAUCAUCCACUUCCAUCAGAACCAUUGAUGUAUAGCAGACUGUGUAGAAGAAAACAUAUAAGACCCAAUGAAGGAGAUGUGGUCUGGUCAUGGGUUGAAGUGCUCACCUUUAGCUUUACACUCAACAUCACCCCACCCCCACCUUCUAUGACAUCACUUCAUCACCCUGACAACGAACCCCCCCCCCCUCACCUUCUAUGACAUCACUGCAUCACCCUGACAACGAACCCCCCCUCACCUUCUAUGACAUCACUUCAUCACCCUGACAACGGACCCACCCCUCACCUUCUAUGACAUCACUGCAUCACCCAGACAACUGACCCCCCCCCCCCCCCCCCCCCCCCCCCCCCCACCCUCUCCUCCCUGUUGCCUGGGCAACAAGAACAUUGAAGGUACACUGAAGUAUUUCCGAAGAGGUUUUAUGUUUCUGUUGUUUCUGUUUUCUGAAAUAGAAAAAGAAAGAUAACAUUUUACUUUGUUUUUUCGAACUUUAGUUAACGUUUAAAAACAACACAAAUAUAACAAAAAUAUAAACUAAAAUGAGAAGAAAAAAAAUACUACAGAAACUACUGAAGACUUUUAUUUUAAUUUUCUGAAUUUAUUAUUAAAAGGAGUUUGUAUUUUAGGUUGUUUUCAUUAAUCCAUUCAUGCUGUUAGCUUCAUAGAUGAGUUUGCUUGUUGUUGGGGGUAUCUAUUAGUUUUCAGAUACUGUAAUACUGGGUAUCAUUUAAAAACGUGUAUUUUUUAUGGGUGUUUUAGAUAUGUUUCUGUUCUGGAACCUGGGCCUGUCACUUCACUGUCUCCUCCAGCAGACUAAGACUGAAUUGUUUUAUUUUAUCAUGUUGUUGUUGUUGUUGUUGUUGUUCUGUACUUUAUUCUAAUUGUUUGUAAUUGCUUGAUUCUCACAUGGUGAACAAAUAUGGACAAAGGCGUUUAUUAUUUUGUAUUGCUCUGCCCUUAACACUCUCUAGCGCUAGCAUAUGCUACAUACGCUAAGCUAACUGCUAAACUAGCAUAUGCUACGUACGCUAAGCUAACUGCUAAACUAGCAUAUGCUACGUACGCUAAGCUAACUGCUAAACUAGCAUAUGCUACGUACGCUAAGCUAACUGCUAAACUAGCAUAUGCUACGUGCGCUAAGCUAACUGCUAAACUAGCAUAUGCUACGUACGCUAAGCUAACUGCUAAACUAGCAUAUGCUACGUACGCUAAGCUAACUGCUAAACUAGCAUAUGCUACGUACGCUAAGCAAACUGCUAAACUAGCAUAUGCUACGCGCUAAGCUUACCGAAACACCCUGUUAGCUUUAUGCUAAGCUUACCGAAACACCCUGUUAGCUUUAUGCUAAGCUAGCAGCAUCACACUCCGCUGAGCUUCAACCCACUGUAAAGCCUUUCUACUGCAGUGCCUUUCUACUAGAGAUCUGUGUCUCUCUGGGUUCGACUAUUGUGCCUUUCCACUAGCCGAUCUUAUGAUCUCUGAGCUCAACUGCAGUGCCUGUUGAAUAUGUUUUACUCUGUACACUACACUAGCAUUUCACAGAAUACUACAUGCCCAAUAGACUGCUUCAAUCUCAGCGGUAGCUGGUCGUUGGAACAGAGACUAUGGUCAGGAUUUAAUCCCAAACCGCUUGAAGUUUAGAGGUAAUUUCCAAUUAGGCAGCAGCAUCGUCGACAAGCCGCGAUCAGAUUGAAUCCCUGCCGAUACCUCUCUGGUCCUGGAUCUCUUUGGGUUUCAUACCAACCCGAACACAAACCUAGUAUUCUCUCUCUCUCUCUCUCGCUGAUUUCUAAAAGGCAACAGAUUUCCCUGUAAAAGAUAUGAAGGUAUUUUUUAAUACAUAAUACACCAAC
Oncorhynchus kisutch (coho salmon) is the source of this 4934-nucleotide messenger RNA. RefSeq names its product RNA-binding protein 47-like. Lineage: Eukaryota; Metazoa; Chordata; Actinopteri; Salmoniformes; Salmonidae. The record is from RefSeq and is a predicted model, not a curated record. Gene Ontology annotation, molecular function: RNA binding.